GAUGUUGUUCUGUUCUUGUUAAUAUGGUCUAUGUACCUUUUGAUCACAUUGUCAAAUUAGAGUCAUCAAUUUUGAUUGUUGGCUGAUUGUACAUUUGGCUAAAUAAGAUUGAAAUGAAUUGUGAUGACCUAAUGUUUUGUGUUAUUUACCUUGAUCUCUAGUUCUUAUGGACGACGACGGAUUGAACAUGAGAAAUUGGGGUUAUUAUGAACAGCCUCCUCUUAAAGGGCAUCUUGGUCUUCAACUCAUGUCAUCUUUGACGGAGCAGGACACAAAACCUUUACUAUUUGGGCAUGAUAAUCCUGUUAUUGUUCCAGCAACUGGGGUUUUUCGUCCCCGGGAUUUUGCUUUUACUGAACCCCCUGUCACACACUUGGACUAUGUGAGAGACACUUGGAUAAAUCACAGAGAUAAAUUUUUACAUAUGUUCCCUGGGAGCGUGUAUAAUUCGGUUCUUGCAGAACCAUCGGGAACUCAGAAUUCAAUGCAGAUGUUAAACCAGCCUGAUACAACCAAAGAAACAGAGGUGAGUAUUGAGGAGUCAAGUGUUCAGAAGGAUUAUGGCCGUGGAAAAAAAAGGUCAGUUGCUAUCACCGAUAAAUCCCCAAAGGCAAAGAAGUCUAGGAAAGGCCCCCCCGCAGGGAAGGAAAAUGGUAAUUCCUCUGUUCAGCGUGCAAGAAUAGCGAAAAAGAAUAUGGAUAUUGUAAUAAAUGGAUUUGAUAUGGAUAUUUCUGAUAUUUCAAUUCCGGUUUGCUCUUGUACGGGUACUCCACAGCAGUGUUAUCGAUGGGGGUGUGGUGGUUGGCAGUCAGCCUGUUGCACGACAACUAUAUCUAUGUAUCCCUUGCCGAUGAGUACUAAAAGACGUGGGGCUAGAAUUGCUGGACGAAAGAUGAGUCAGGGUGCUUUCAAGAAGGUUUUGGAGAAACUUGCAGCAGAGGGAUAUAACUUCAGUAAUCCAAUUGAUCUAAAGACUUAUUGGGCAAAACAUGGUACUAAUAAGUUUGUGAUUAUCAGGUAGAUUUAUAUCAUGGUUACUACAAAUGGAUAGCUACUGCGUCUGGCAUGUUUUAAAUGUAUUUAAUUUCCGGCCUGGCAGAGGUGUUUUACGUAACUUUACACAGUCCAUGAAUUUAUAUUGUCACAAUACAAGUUCUAGAAUUUUAGAUUUCGGUGAUUUUCAAGAACCAUUUUUUAGUUUGUUACAGAGGCUAGAAUAUUUCUGGUAUCUAGAGUCGUAUUAUGAAAGAAGAUUUGUUUUGUUUACUUCUGUACUUGAAUAUCAAGGAUUCAAGAUACACUUCUUUUCAUGCUUCGUUAAUUAUGACAUUGCCAAUGACAAUCACCAAUCAACUGUUGCUCAACCGGCUUUGUAUUGUUAUGGUAAUAUAGUUUGCUGCUGUAA
Messenger RNA from Olea europaea var. sylvestris, 1405 nucleotides. RefSeq names its product protein BASIC PENTACYSTEINE2-like. Gene Ontology annotation, cellular component: nucleus. Gene Ontology annotation, biological process: response to ethylene. The transcript has a single exon. Bases 167 to 1021 code for a protein of 284 amino acids. The record is from RefSeq and is a predicted model, not a curated record. Gene Ontology annotation, molecular function: sequence-specific DNA binding; DNA-binding transcription factor activity. NCBI's taxonomy places the organism in Eukaryota, Viridiplantae, Streptophyta, Magnoliopsida, Lamiales, Oleaceae.